GAGGAGGAGGCUGUGUUGGGAUUAGGGGGUUGGGCUGCCUGCUGGUCGGAAACCUGCCGCCACACUCCCAGUCUGUCUCCGCCGGAGCAGCGUCGCCUUCCCGCAGCAUCAGCACCAGCACCAGCAUCAACCUCCAGCAGCAGACUCCAGCAUCAGCACCAGACUCUAGCAUCAGCACCAGACUCCAGCAUCCUCUCCUCCUGCUGCCCACACACACAAACACACACACCACACACACAGACACACUGCCGCAGCGCACAGCAAGCAGACGGACAAGGACGAGCCUCUGAGCAGUCUUCGGGGAAAUAAGGGAGGAUAUAUAAGGCCGGGGGAAAGAUGGUGAAACUGGGGAGUAAUCUUCAAGACAAAGGGGCCAAACCUGUGAGCGUGGAGGACGGCUUUCAGAAUGUGCCCCUCAUCACCCCGCUGGACGUGGGCAGCCUCCAGAGCCAAGCACCUGACAAGGUGGUGGUGAAAACUCGCACCGAGUACCAGACGGAGAAGAAGAGACUGAAGGUUCCCAAGGUGGAGGAGUUCACCAUCAGCUUCACUGACGGGGUGUCCGAGAGACUUAAGGUGACCAUCCUGAUCAUCCUGGCACUGGCCUUCCUCGCCUGCAUCGUGUUCCUGGUGGUUUAUAAAGCCUUCACCUACGACCACGCCUGCCCAGAUGGAUUCAUUUACAAGCACAAGCGCUGUAUCCCAGCCUCUCUGGAGGCCUACUACGCCGCCCAGGACGCCAACUCGAGGGGCCGAUUCUACACAGUGAUCAGCCACUACAGCAUGGCCAAGCAGACCACCUCGCACUCCGUCUCCCCCUGGCUUCCUGGAGGGGUGGCGGGGCAGCAGCACGACGCCAAACCCCCCGCCAACGAGGGCCACUGAGCUAGCUGCCAUAACCGAUGUUGUACAAACGCAUACAGACAAAACGCAGACGGGACGACACAC
Molecule: messenger RNA, 948 nt
Organism: Platichthys flesus (European flounder)
Lineage: Eukaryota; Metazoa; Chordata; Actinopteri; Pleuronectiformes; Pleuronectidae
Gene: nsg2
Product: neuronal vesicle trafficking associated 2
Exons: 5
Coding region: 337-885 (182 amino acids)
Biological process (GO): G protein-coupled dopamine receptor signaling pathway; endosomal transport; clathrin coat assembly
Cellular component (GO): membrane; endosome
Molecular function (GO): clathrin light chain binding
Source: RefSeq, a predicted model, not a curated record